UAACGAAUCGUGAAUUUUUCUGAAAACUCUUUCGAAACCGGUCAUAAAAAUAUUUGAAAAAUUCAUUAUUCGUUCUGUUAGUAAUUCGUAUUACGUGGAUGUGAGAUCUUUUCACGUUUAAAAGUGUUCAUUUUCUUAUUUUUAUAUUGUUUUAGUGUAUAGUGUAUUAAUUCGAUCGCGUUCAUUAUGGGUAACAUUUAUACCACCGGCCCGAACCAAGCUCUUGUUGUAUCAGGUGGAUGCGGGCGAUCUACCACGAAAAAGACCAUUGUUGGAGGAUGGGCUUGGGCCUGGUGGCUGGUAACCGAUGUGCAAUAUAUAUCUUUGGAAGUGAUGACCCUUUAUCCAGUUUGCGAGAGUGUAGAAACUUCGCAAGGUGUACCACUUACAGUAACCGGCGUCGCACAAUGUAAGAUCAUGAAAGCCGAAGAAUUAUUACAAACCGCCUGCGAACAAUUUUUAGGAAAAAGUACCGAAGAAAUUAAAGCGACUAUUUUACAGACUUUGGAAGGACAUUUACGAGCUAUUCUCGGUACACUUACUGUCGAAGAAGUUUACAAAGAUCGUGAUCAGUUCGCUACUCUAGUCAGGGAAGUUGCUGCUCCAGAUGUUGGCCGAAUGGGUAUUGAAAUUCUGUCGUUCACUAUCAAAGAUAUAUUUGACAAAGUUCAGUACUUGUCGUCCUUGGGUAAAGCUCAAACUGCCAUCGUUAAACGAGAUGCUCAUGUUGGUGUAGCUCAAGCAAUUCGUGACGCUGGAAUCAGAGAAGCGGAAUGUGAAAAGUCAGCUAUGGACAUAAAAUACAACACCGAUACGAAAAUUGAAGAUAAUUCUCGAAUGUUCAAAUUACAAAAGGCCAAUUUCGAUCGGGAAAUCAAUACCGCGAAAGCGGAAGCUCAACUUGCUUACGAGCUUGAAGCGGCUAAAAUCCGCCAAAAAAUCCGUAACGAAGAAAUUCAAAUCGAUAUCGUCGAACGUAAAAAGCAAAUCGAAAUCGAAGACCAAGAAAUCCAACGUAAAGAGAAGGAUUUAAAUGCGACAGUUCGACUUCCAGCUGAAGCGGAAAGUUACAGGGUACAAACAAUCGCCGAAGGAAAAAAAACUCAAAACGUGGAAAUAGCGAAAGCCGAAGGUGAGAAAAUCAAGAAAGUCGGCGCUGCCGAAGCCUUCACCAUUGAGGCAAUUGGUAAAGCUGAAGCCGAACGUAUGCGAAUGAAAGCAGGCGUGUAUAAGAAUUAUGGAGAAGCAGCCAUUAUGGCGUUGGUGUUGGAGGCUUUGCCAAAGAUCGCUGCCGAAGUAUCUGCGCCGUUAUCUAAAACGGAAGAAAUUGUUUUACUUGGAGGAGGUGAUGGAUUAACCAGCGAAGUUAAUAGACUAGUCAGUCAGUUACCGCCGGCCAUUCAAGCGCUUACUGGUGUUGAUGUGUCGAAAGUUUUAGCAAAAAUUCCCGGCGCUGUUAAGGAAUAAACAGUGUUAUAUUCUCGUUCAAAAUAAUCAAACAUGUACUAUCGUUUUUUCUUAUUAAUUCUUAUAUUGAAAUUACUUUAAUCGUAAGUUUUACAGUGAAUAUAAUCGUGUAUUUUGUAUUUUUUUUUUUCAUUGAAUAUAUGAAUUUCAUAGCAUU
Messenger RNA from Planococcus citri (citrus mealybug), 1624 nucleotides. RefSeq names its product flotillin-2 (gene Flo2). The record is from RefSeq and is a predicted model, not a curated record. NCBI's taxonomy places the organism in Eukaryota, Metazoa, Arthropoda, Insecta, Hemiptera, Pseudococcidae. Gene Ontology annotation, cellular component: flotillin complex; cytoplasmic vesicle; plasma membrane. Gene Ontology annotation, biological process: protein localization to plasma membrane; regulation of myoblast differentiation. Bases 187 to 1467 code for a protein of 426 amino acids. The transcript is spliced from 9 exons.